UAAAGUCAGGAGAGCCGGCGGGGGUCCGUUAUAGCACAGAGCACACAGCAGGCGAGGACGUUGUUUUUACGUUAUUUUUACGUUGAAAAGAGAUUUAAAAAUACUAAAUAAACGGACAAAAAACACAGUCUGACACAGACACUUGAGCAGGACUGAAGGACAAGGACUGAGCACUGAGACAGUGAAGCAAAAGCAGACAGAUUGGAUCUGGGAAAAACGAGACUUUGAAGGAAAAGCAAAAGAGGCUCUUUAUCUGUAGAAGAGAAGAGAGGUGGCAGCUGGGUGAGCUGUUACUGUUGCACAGAGAGGACAGAUCGUACACAGGAGCACACGUUGGUGACAGAAGAGGAAAGAGGAGAGACAGAUCGGAUUUGAAGGAGAGGAGACGCUGUUUGUGUGUGUGUGUGUGUGUGUGUGUGUGUGUGUGUGUGUGGCUCUCUGAGGGAUUUAUCCUGCUGACCCGCGUGUGGACCGUGUGUCCACUGCAGAGCUGAGGAGCUCAUCCCACCGGUGGUCAUCCGCCGCGCCGAGGACUCGGACUCGGACUCUGCAGACUCUUGAUUGGCCAGCGCGGCGCUGAGCUCCACGAGGAGGCCCAAUCAGGAUGAAGUACAGCAGCUACAGCAGCUACAGCUUCCCCGGGCCCCAGUACUCCAGCACACGCUACAGCAGCAGCAGCAGCAGCAGCUACACGCCCUCGUCCCACUACACGCCCUCGUCUCACUACACCCCCUCCACCCUCUACACGCCCUCCGCCCACCUCACCUCCUCCCUCUACUCCCCCUCCAGCUACUCCUCCACCGCCUCCAAGUACCUGCCGUCCAGCUACACCUCCUCCUCCUCCUCCUCCUCCUCCUCCUCCUCCUUCUCCUCCUCGUACACCCCGUCCCACUACACCCCGGUGGCGCACAAGUCACUGUCCUCCUACACGUCCCUGUCGUCCUCCUACGUCAAGCCCCCGCGCUACUCCUCCUCCUCCACCAGCAGGCAGACCUCUGCCAAGGGCACCGAGACCAGGCCGCCCUCCACCCGACGAGCCUCCGCCAAGACCUGCAUCAAGGGCACUGCCACCCCCACCGCCGACCCCGACGCCAAUGCCACCACCGCCACCGCCGCUCCUGCCGCUACCGCCGCCGAGCCUGAGGCCGAGGCCGACAGCGCCGCCCCGGAGGUGGCGGUGAAACCUGCGCGGAACGUGCGCUUCCCCAACGACAUCAUCUUCCAGGACCUGGUGCGCCACGCCGACCUGGAGCAGAUCGGACGCUUCAUGAGGGCCCGCAAGGUCCGGCUGGAAAAGCUCUUCCUGUCCGGCAUGGCAGCGCUCCAUGAGGCGGUGCUCUCUGGUAACCUGGAGUGUGUGAAGCUGCUGGUCCACUACGGAGCCGACGUCCACCAGCGAGACGAGGACGGCUGGACACCACUGCACAUGGCCUGCAGCGACAGCUUCCCCGAGAUCGCCAAGUACCUGAUAUCCAAGGGUGCCUGCGUACGGGCCGCCAACGCUAACGGAGACCGGCCUGCGGACCUCAUCGACCCCGAGUGCCAAGAGCUGGUGGAGAUGUUCAAGGUGGGCUGUGUCUGAGGACCAUCCCUCCGCCUCCGGCCAUUCAUCCUUUAGCUCUCGCUCUUCUUUGGGAUGGACUGGGCUGGAACCUGAGAAGGACACAGCCUGAGAGAGAUGGACACAGCCUGAGAAGGACACAGCCUGAGAGAGAUGGACACAACCUGGGAGAGAUGGACACAGCCUGAGAAGGACACAGCCUGAGAGAGAUGGACACAGCCUGAGAAGGACACAGCCUGAGAGAGAUGGACACAACCUGAGAAGGACACAGCCUGAGAGAGAAGGACACAGCCUGAGAGAGAUGGACACAGCCUGAGAAGGACACAGCCUGAGAGAGAUGGACACAACCUGAGAGAGAUGGACACAGCCUGAGAAGGACACAGCCUGAGAGAGAUGGACACAGCCUGAGAGAGAAGGACACAGCCUGAGAGAGAUGGACACAGCCUGAGAAGGACACAGCCUGAGAGAGAUGGACACAGCCUGAGAGAGAUGGACACAGCCUGAGAAGGACACAGCCUGAGAGAGAAGGACACAGCCUGAGAGAGAAGGACACAACCUGAGAAGGACACAGCCUGAGAGAGAAGGACACAACCUGAGAAGGACACAGCCUGAGAGAGAUGGACACAGCCUGUGAAGGAAACAGCAUGAAAAGGACUCAGAGAAAGACAUAGUCUGAGAAGAUGUCAGAAUCUCUGAUGAGGUGUCUGUCUGAGAUGUUGAUGUUGACAAAACGAAACAAACACACAAAAACAGAUUACACAGACACCUCCCACUCCAUGGCAGGCCUUGUCCUUGUGUGAUCCAGCUUUUAUUUUCACUUCCUGCCUGUUUCUUGAUGUGUGUGUGUGUGUGUGUGUGUGUGUGUGUGUGUGUGUGUGUGUGUGUGUGUGUGUGUGUGUGUGUAUGUGCGUGUGUGUGUUUGUGUGUGUGUGUGUGUGUGUGUGUGUGUGUGUGUGUGUGUGUGUGUGUGUGUGUGUGUGUGCGUGUGUGCGUGUGUGUGUGUGUGUGUGUGUGUGUGUGUGUGUGUGUCUGAGUGUGUGUGUGUGUGUGUGUGUGUGUGUGUGUGUGUGUGUGUGUGUGUGUG
Messenger RNA from Sardina pilchardus (European sardine), 2645 nucleotides. It is a transcript of the gene ppp1r27a, whose product is annotated as protein phosphatase 1, regulatory subunit 27a. The record is from RefSeq and is a predicted model, not a curated record. The transcript has 3 exons. Lineage: Eukaryota; Metazoa; Chordata; Actinopteri; Clupeiformes; Clupeidae. Gene Ontology annotation, molecular function: phosphatase binding. Bases 605 to 1582 code for a protein of 325 amino acids.